CUGUUUGAAGCCGUGUCACCACAACAGGACGGUGGAUAUAAAUUCUUCUCUGCUCUCUGACAUCACUGCAGACAGUUUAUCAGCUCCCUUAAGUCCUUAGGAAUCAUAAAACAGACUGAGAGACAGGCGAGCAGCAUGACUUCAGGUCCUCCCCCUUCCACCGAGUGCUUCUCCUUGGCAACAGUCAGCUGACCUGCAGUAGGUAGAGUUCAGUGAAGCACACAAAGAUCACAGAGCGUGCGCUGUCCAUCGCUCACGCUCAAUCAUGUCUCUCAGCGUGAACAGAGAGCAGAGAAAACUCACACAGACUCCUCUGCUUAAGAUCUGGGUGCCAUGGGUUGGCUGCAACUUGAACCGCAGGAGAGGAUCCUCGGUGCCUCAGUUCUGCAACUCUCCCACGAUGAUUGUGAUGGUGGGGCUGCCAGCCAGAGGGAAGACGUACAUCUCCAAGAAGCUAACUCGCUACCUGAACUGGAUCGGAGUGCCCACAAAAUCAUUUAACGUGGGCCAGUACCGGAGGGAGGCUGUGAAAAUCUACAAGGACUUUGAGUUCUUUAAUCCCGAAAAUGAGGAGGCCAUGAAGAUACGCAAGGCCUGUGCAUCAGCCGCUCUCAAAGAUGUUGCUGCGUACUUUUCAAAGGAACAGGGACAAGCUGCCGUAUUUGAUGCCACCAACACCACUAGAGAGCGGAGGGCAGACAUCCUGAGUUAUGCGAAAGAGAGGGGCUACAAAGUGUUCUUUGUGGAAUCAAUCUGCGAUGACCCGGAAAUCAUUGCAGAGAAUAUUAAGCAAGUGAAACUGGGGAGUCCAGAUUACGUGGAUCGUGACGAAGACGAGGCGAUGAAAGACUUCAGCCGGCGCAUCGACUGUUACAAGUCCAGCUACAUGCCCAUCGACGAUGAGAAGGACAGGUACUGA
This is a messenger RNA of Notothenia coriiceps (black rockcod), 919 nucleotides long. Its product is annotated as 6-phosphofructo-2-kinase/fructose-2,6-bisphosphatase 1. Bases 266 to 919 code for a protein of 217 amino acids. Gene Ontology annotation, biological process: fructose 2,6-bisphosphate metabolic process; fructose metabolic process. The transcript has 7 exons. Gene Ontology annotation, molecular function: ATP binding; fructose-2,6-bisphosphate 2-phosphatase activity; 6-phosphofructo-2-kinase activity. Gene Ontology annotation, cellular component: cytosol; 6-phosphofructo-2-kinase/fructose-2,6-biphosphatase complex. Lineage: Eukaryota; Metazoa; Chordata; Actinopteri; Perciformes; Nototheniidae. The record is from RefSeq and is a predicted model, not a curated record.